Molecule: messenger RNA, 948 nt
Organism: Eremothecium cymbalariae DBVPG#7215
Lineage: Eukaryota; Fungi; Ascomycota; Saccharomycetes; Saccharomycetales; Saccharomycetaceae
Exons: 1
Coding region: 1-948 (315 amino acids)
Molecular function (GO): zinc ion binding; glutaminyl-peptide cyclotransferase activity
Source: RefSeq, a predicted model, not a curated record
AUGUUCGCUUUAUAUCUUCCACUAAUUGCUACAUACGUGCAGUCCUUGUACCAGAUCGUCGGUUCCGAUUAUUAUGGAAGUACACUAGAUAGCUCCAUGAGCAUCAGCCAUAACAGUUCAAAUAAUCUAAUCUUGCCAUUUAAUAAAACGAGGAUACCUGGAAGUAGCAACUCUAAAGAAGUUAGAGAGUUUAUAUUUCGGCAUUUUGACAAGUUGAACCAGAAGUGGAUACUGGAAACUACGCAAUUUCAAGAAAACGGCUAUGAAUUUACUAAUAUCAUUUAUACGUUGGGCGAUGAAGAUAACUACCUCAUGCUAGCCGCCCAUUAUGACUCUAAGAUUGACCCAACCGGCUUUAUAGGGGCUAUAGACAGUGCAGCCUCAUGUGCAAUGCUGCUAUAUGUAGCCAAAUUCGUGGAUACGGUGCUAACAGACUGUGAAACUACAGACUGCCCCCUUAAUGGCUUCACAGGCCUUAAAAUCGUUUUCUUCGAUGGGGAAGAGGCCAUCCACGAGUGGGGUCCAACUGACUCAAAAUAUGGAUCAAGAUACCUGGCUGAAAAAAUGGAAAGUAAUGGAUCGGUUUACAAUAUAGGUCUUCUGAUCCUUUUGGAUUUACUGGGCUCGCAGAACCAGAAUUUUGUGCCCAACUACUACAGAGAGCACACAGAGCAUUACUAUGAAACUCUAUGGAAGUUGGAGGCAAGAUACAACUCCUUCUAUAGCACUGAAACACAUUUUUUUGAUCCCAGUAGCUAUUCUCAAACGCUCUGGGAUGAUGACCACGUACCCUUUUUGGCGCGCGAUGUUCCCACAUUGCACUUGAUCCCUUCGACGUUACCCACUCAAUGGCAUAAAUUAGAGGAUGACUUUGCACAUCUAGAUCAAGAUAUCGUCAACAAGUGGACCAUUUUGAUUUGUGAGUUUGUAAUUGAAUACUACCAAUAA